CAUGUACACCGGAUACACGUGCCGCAGUGCCGAGGGCCUGGUGUGUAAUUUAUUUAAAUAAAGCUGUUGGCUUUGUUCUUUUGAACAUCAUCACCAUCUCUCUCGCUGCUUACUUAUUGCUAUUCCCCUUUUCAUUCUUUACUGACAGCUAAUCUCACACAUGCUCUUCUCUCCCAAGUUACUCGCGCAGGUCGCUUCUUUGUUCCUACUCUCCCAUGCGUCCAAUGCAGCCACCACUCACCGUCGCGCCACAACGUGCAACGGUUACAGUCAGGUACACUGUCUCUUUUCCUCCGUUCUUUCGAGGCUUCUCAUCGCUUCUGCAGCUCUGCGAUGUCAGCUAUGGCAAUGUAUCAUUCGUAGGAGCUCACGACUCUUACGCUGUUGGGACGAAUAAUCUUGCCGCCAACCAGGACUAUGAUGUCACACAGCAAUUAAAUGACGGGAUCAGAUUACUGCAAAUGCAAGCUCAUAACAACAGUGGAACGAUACAGCUUUGCCACACUAGUUGUUCAUUAUACAAUGGAGGGACAUUGGAGGAUUACCUUGGAAAAGUCAGAUCCUGGAUGGAAAAUAACACAGCAGAUGUCGUGACACUACUAAUUGUGAACUCGGAUAAUUUUGUCGCGACUGAAUACGACACCGUUUUCAAAGCGGCAAGCCUGGAUACACUCUCCUACUCUCCAACUUCCUCGAAUUUGACAAGGGACUCGUGGCCGACUCUAAGCACGCUCAUUGACGCUGGGACGCGGCUGAUAACGUUCUUGGACAACGGUGCAGACUUUGCAAGUGUACCAUACCUUAUUGAUGAAUUCACAAAUAUCUGGGAGACAGCGUACGACGUCACAGAUACUACUUUCGACUGUGAAGUCAACAGAACCAACGGCGACACUUCCACAGAAAUGUAUCUGAUCAACCAUUUCCUUGAUAGAUAUGUGCUGGGGGAGCCUGUUCCUUAUGUCGCUAAAGCAAACGAGACCAAUGCUGUCAAUGGAACAGGCUCGCUUGGUGCCCAGGUUGCGACGUGCGAGGCUGAAUAUAGCCGAGCGCCGAACUUUUUGCUCGUCGAUUUCUAUGAGUACGGGGGUGGUUCUGUAUUCGAGGUCGCAGCAACCAUCAAUGGUGUCGAAUAUAGCCCAACUUCCGCUAUCGCAACACCAAAAUCCACAACUACAUCAUCUAGCAACGCAGGAUCAUCAACCGUCGUCCUUCUUCCUAGUCAGAAGCAACAGGUGGCUUUUGCAGCCGUGAUAUCAGGUAUCAUUUAUGGGGUAUCUAUCGUGAUAUAAAAUUAGGAUCUUUGUAUAUCUAAAACCACAUGGAGGGACAUAUCACAAACUUUU
Molecule: messenger RNA, 1343 nt
Organism: Guyanagaster necrorhizus
Lineage: Eukaryota; Fungi; Basidiomycota; Agaricomycetes; Agaricales; Physalacriaceae
Product: PLC-like phosphodiesterase
Exons: 8
Coding region: 216-1289 (357 amino acids)
Biological process (GO): lipid metabolic process
Molecular function (GO): phosphoric diester hydrolase activity
Source: RefSeq, a predicted model, not a curated record